AUGAUGAGCACCUGAAGUCGCCAUGUCUUAUUGUUAUUAUUAUUGAGUUUUGAACACCGAAGACACAUGAUAAGUCGAGAAGGAUGUAGUUUCAUUCUGUGGUAAACUGCAAUGCCAUCGUAGAACAAGUUCUACUACAGUCAGCUGCUUAUACAAAACGAAAGCUUCUAUGUCCCAUCGCUCCGUUACUCGACAAUGUCUGGUAAAGACGUCGUCAAGUGCAGCACUAGACGUCUGCAACGAUGACUAGUAGACUACAAAAAUAUUUGACGCCCUUUAUACUUUGUGAAAAGUGACAUAGUCACGUGUUACGUGUUACUACACUGUGACGUUGUCACGCUACCUUCCAUUCAUCCUCAAGUUCAGCGACCUCGACACGGCGGAAGAUUUCUAGACGGCAAAAUGGGUUCAACAAGGCUCUACUCCAAAGGACGCGUCCUCAGCCACAAGCGUGCUAAGCGCAACACUCGCCCCAACACCUCCCUCAUCCAGAUCGAGGGUGUCACAACGAAGGAGGAUGCCCAGUUCUACCUCGGCAAGCGUGUAGCAUACGUCUACAAGGCUAAGAGGGAGAUACAGGGAUCGAAGGUUCGUGUAAUUUGGGGUCGUGUCACCCGUCCGCACGGCAACUCCGGCGUUGUGAAAUCAAAAUUCAGAUCUAACCUUCCUCCACGCGCAUUCGGUGAAAGCGUCCGCAUUAUGCUGUACCCCUCGACAGUUUGAUUGUACCACCCUCCUGCUUCGCAUCUUACGUAUUCAUAUUGCGUAUGACAUGUCAUAUGAGCCGCAUGCACACUAUAAAACGCAUCCAAAGACACGUCUGAUUGGAAUUUUAAGUUACAAACGGCUCCUAACCUACCCUUUUACUUUUUCUACAGCAUGAAACGUUAUCAAAUGUGUGGACGUCCGUAAAUUCAUGUUGUUGAACCGAUGGUUCCUACUG
Suillus fuscotomentosus is the source of this 943-nucleotide messenger RNA. Its product is annotated as ribosomal protein L35A. Lineage: Eukaryota; Fungi; Basidiomycota; Agaricomycetes; Boletales; Suillaceae. The record is from RefSeq and is a predicted model, not a curated record. Gene Ontology annotation, cellular component: ribosome; cytosolic large ribosomal subunit. Gene Ontology annotation, biological process: cytoplasmic translation; ribosomal large subunit biogenesis. The transcript has 5 exons. Gene Ontology annotation, molecular function: structural constituent of ribosome. Bases 403 to 723 code for a protein of 106 amino acids.